This is a messenger RNA of Haplochromis burtoni (Burton's mouthbrooder), 3389 nucleotides long. Its product is annotated as E3 ubiquitin/ISG15 ligase TRIM25-like. Gene Ontology annotation, molecular function: protein binding; zinc ion binding. Bases 182 to 1879 code for a protein of 565 amino acids. The record is from RefSeq and is a predicted model, not a curated record. The transcript has a single exon. NCBI's taxonomy places the organism in Eukaryota, Metazoa, Chordata, Actinopteri, Cichliformes, Cichlidae.
GGGCUGGGUGUUGGAAACAUGAACAUAUAAAUGUUCAUUCAUUUCAGAGAAGCAGAGGCACAUGACAAAGGAGAACUAAGCUUUGGUCUGUAUUUUCUACGUGUGUGUGCCUAUCUGUCUGUGCACGUUGGUGUGUGUAUAAGAAAGGGAAACUGUUUCACAUUCUGUGUCUCUUCGUGAAAUGGAGCAGCAACAUAUUCAAGUAGAGAAGAAAAAGCUCUGCUGUUCGAUCUGUUUAGAUCUGCUGAAGGAUCCAGUGACUAUUCCCUGUGGGCACAGCUACUGUACAAACUGUGUUAAACAUCACUGGGAUGAGGAAGAUCACAAGAAAACCCACAGCUGCCCUCAGUGCAGACAGACCUUCACACCGAGGCCUGCUCUGGUGAAAAACACUGUCUUGGCAGAGUUAGUGGAAGAGCUGCAGACGACUGAACUCCAAGCUGAUCACUGCUACGCUGGACCUGGAGAUGUGACCUUUGAUGUCUGCUCUGGGAGGAAGCUGAAAGCUACCAAAUCCUGUCUGGAGCGUCUGGUCUCUUACUGUGGGCAACACUUCCACCCUCACUAUGAAUCCCCUGCCUAUAAAAAACACAAGCUCAUCAAACAAUCAGGGAAGCUCCAGGGGAACAUCUGCUCUUGUCACGGUAAAGAUUUGAAGCUUUUCUGCCGCACAGACCAGAAGUGUACCUGCCUUCUCUGCGCAGUGUAUGAACACAAACACCACGGCAUGAUCUUGGCCUCGGAAGAACGCAGUAAAUGGGAGGGGGAGCUUGUUUCAAGUCAACAAAAGAUUAAAAAGAGAAUCCAGGACAGAGAGAAUGAUAUGAAGGUGCUUCAGCAUGAGAUGGAUGCCAUCAAUUAUUCUACUGAUAAGGCUCUCAAGGAAAGUGAGGAGAUCUUUACUCAGUUGCUUCAUCUUAUCAACAACAUGAGGUCUGAUGUGAAGUUGCAGAUUAAAUCCCAGCAGAAGACAAAAGUCAGUCGAGCCAAAGAGCUUCGAGCCAAGCUGCAGCAGGAGCUCAGGUGGCUGAGGAGGAGAGAUGCUGAGCUUGAGCAGCUGUCACAUAGAAAAGAUCAUGCAACUUUUAUUCAAAAUUACUCCUCUUUGACAUGCAUAAAUCAGGGAACCGACCCACGCAGGAUUAACAUGCAUCUUCUGCAGUACUUCGAGGACGUGACACUAGCUGCGCACAAGGCCAAAGAAAAACUACACGCGAUUUUUACCGAUACUUCCACCAAAAUUUCACUGAUAGAGAAAGAAGUUAGUGUUUCAGUACCAUCAGGAGAGCCUAAGACCCGAGCAGAAUGUUUACAACACUCACAAGUACUCACACUGGAUCCAAACACAGCAAACACACACUUGUCACUAUCUGAAGGGAACAGAAAAGCAACUGUGAUGAGUGAAAAACAGUUAUAUCCCAGUCAUCAAGACAGAUUCACUGACAUGUUUCAGGUCCUGAGCAGAGAGAGCCUGAGUGGACGUCAUUACUGGGAGGUGGAGAAGAAGUCAUUUGAAGUUUCAAUAGCGGUUACCUACAAAGAUAUCAGAAGAACAGGGUAUGAAAGUGGAUUUGGAAAUGAUGACAAAUCCUGGGCUUUAGAGUGUUUUCAUAACAGUUAUCAGUUCAGACACAAUGCCACCAGCACUUUAAUCAGAGGCCCUCAGUCCUCAAGAAUAGGCGUGUACCUGGAUCACAGUGGAGGUAUUUUGUCCUUCUACAGCGUCUCUGACACGGUGAAUCUCCUCCACAGAGUUCAGACCACAUUCACUCAGCCGCUGUAUCAGGGUCUUGGUGUUUUUGCUUCUUCUGAUGCUCCUGCUGCUGCUGCUGAGCUGUGCGAGCUAAAAACAAUACUAGUGCCUGUAAGUCCUGUGUAAGUUGUGCUGAAAAUCAGUGAUUUCCAUGAGAGUAACUGAGGGACAGGCAAAGACUUUAGGCAGUAAAAGAUGUAUUAAUAGCAAAAAAACCAAACAAACAAAAAAGCAUCUGAAGAUUAUAAAUAAGGAUAUGUAACAAUAAUCUUGAAAACCAUAACUAAACUUGAACAAAGACACAAUUUGGGGACAUAGCAGCUCAAGCUACUUGUGCUAAAAGUCAGUGAUUACUGUAAAAAAAUAUUUGUGGACACAUAUGGUUGUUUCUAUGGUAGAAGAGGGUUAAAGGCAUAAAGAAAGCUUUUAGAAAUAAUUAUUUGACCGUUUUAUACAAAAUACAUAGAUUCUGUCAUGGGGACUCAAAUGGCACUAAAUAGUUUGAAUGAACCAAACAUAAAGUUAAAUAUUUUAUUUAAAUUUAAAUAGUAGAAGCCUCACAGUGGGUCAAUACAAUAUUUCUCUUUAAAUUGCAUCAAAGGUGAUCCAUUAGAGUCCAGUCAGGUGGCAUGUUGGCCAGUUUUCAUUUCAGCUUUAUCUUUGUCUUUGUUCCUGUUGUAUAGCCACUGAAAGGGUGAUGCUUUCAAUGAACUGAAACAAAGGUAGGACACUUUUCUAUGUAACCAUGCUUCUGUGAAUAAUUUGACACAAACAUAUAUAUUAGAGUUAACAUACUAAUCUCCUAAAGAGAAGAAAAUUCAGCAAAGCUUCUUCUUUUAAAAAAAAACAAAACUUAAUAUAUCCCACCUUCAUAUUUUGCAACACUUCUGCUCUGCCUAAACAGAGUUGUGCUGUCAUCUCCUGUUUACAUUAGCAGGCAUUCCUAAAUCUCCAGAGCAAUUAAAUAAAGCAAACAUGGAAGUGAGUCAACUAAAGUAAAGUGAUAGUGGGUGUGGAGGGGGUGUCAGCAGGUUUACAGAAAUCAGUUUGUUUUGUGAUAUGUUUUCUUUUUGAUAACUAAACUGUUAAAUCAUGUUUUUUGUUUGUUUGUUUGUUUUAGUUUUUUAAACACAUGUCAGGUUUAUGAUAAUUAUUAAAAAAUAGAAAAGCACAUUUAAACUUGGACUGAGCCGAGACUGGUUUUAAAACCAAGUGUAAAGAAGAUCCAGUGAUUUAUUUCAUAGUUUGCUAAAGCUCAAGACUUUGUGUGUUUUCAGACACAAGUCUUUUCUUCACAUGUUUACACUCCAGUAUUAUUAGCUUAAAAUACAAACUCUGUAGUCAAAGAGCAGUUACUUUCAAAUGUAUUUUAACAUUUGCACAGUGAAGAGACGUUGCUUGAAAUGUUUUAAACCGUGUGUUUUGUUGUAUGUGAAUAUUUGCACAAUCCUUGUUAAGUGUGUAACAUCUUUUGCAAUUAAAACCGUGAUUUAUAAUCUUUAUUUUCAAUACAGAAAUAUGGAUCUAUUUUAAAGCACAGUAUAAUUUGUGUUUGUGUCUUUUACUGUAAAAACGAUUUUAAUACAGUUUUGUUUUUAAAUAUUUGAUUUUGUCAAUACUUUCCCUUCAGUUAACC